Messenger RNA from Olea europaea var. sylvestris, 4379 nucleotides. Its product is annotated as probable serine/threonine-protein kinase DDB_G0278509. Gene Ontology annotation, molecular function: protein binding; ATP binding; protein kinase activity. Gene Ontology annotation, biological process: protein phosphorylation; signal transduction. The transcript is spliced from 10 exons. NCBI's taxonomy places the organism in Eukaryota, Viridiplantae, Streptophyta, Magnoliopsida, Lamiales, Oleaceae. Bases 810 to 4196 code for a protein of 1128 amino acids. The record is from RefSeq and is a predicted model, not a curated record. Gene Ontology annotation, cellular component: cytoplasm.
CAUUUUUUUUUCCCCUCAUAUUUUCUGUAUAUCGUAUGGGGGUGCGGACCUCGAAAAUUCGUUAUUGUUUAAUAGCCGCUCCUAUGAUGACGCCGUGUUAUUCUAAGCAAUGUUGAGUUCCCAUCCCUCCAUUGAUAUGCCUUCCGACACCCAUGCAUUGCCCUCUUCUCUUUCUCCCUCCCCUCAGUUUGUGCCUCACAGAAAGAAAAUGAAAAUAAAAAUGCAAAACCCAAUGUCCAACACUACUUUUCUUCUCAAAGAAGCCCCCUGAAUUUGUCGAGGAAGAGAUUGAAAAUCUGGCAAGAAAAAUCACACAAAAAGAGUUGGUUGAUAGCUUUAGCCUAAUCGAUCUGCUAAAACAAAUGGGAUGAUUGAAUAGAACUUCAAUAAUAGUGUAAUCCUUUUGGGCAAAAUCCAGGAAAGAACUUCGAAUUUCGGAUAGACGGUAGCACGGAGUUGGUUAUCCAACUUGUAGAAAUCCAUGAGGCCUAAAUUUAUUCAGACAAAUUAAUUACUUGAGGGAGGUGAAAUUUCUAUAGGAAAAAGCUCUGCUUAUAUGAGGCCUGGUGCUGUAGCUAUUUUAUUAGACGCAUUACUAGUUGGUCUUGUAGAAGUGGACAUGGGAAGAUAAACGAAGGAGGGUGCCAACUCAAUUAUCUUUUGAAUUUAAAGCUUGUAACUUUAUAUACAAGAUGAGAAAAUAAUAUGCACAAGUUUCUUGCACGCAUGGAUUCUCAUGGAGAUUGAGGAAGAAGUUUGAAAUUCUGGAAAAUACUCUUGCAAAAGGAAAUUCAUUAUUGGUUCAGAGCAUGACAUAUGAACUUUCUAGUACUUCAGGCCGACAAACUAACGCUGCUUCGGCCAAUGUUAUGCCAAGUGAUGAAAACUCUGGAAAUAAAUGUCCGCGUAAUGUAUCUGUACAGACCGGGGAAGAAUUUUCACCAGAGUUUCUGAAGGAUCGUCGAAGAAUAAAUGUAGUGAAUGAUCUCGAUCAAAGUCCAGCAAAUAAAGCAUGUUCUGAUGUUGUACCGAAUCACCAUCUUCUGUAUGAAGAUCUAACAGGAGUUCUUGGAACAAAGAACACAGAUUCAGAGGGUCGUACAGAGUUUGCAGGUUUUACUCCUAGUAAAGGAUAUGGAUUAAAUGUGGAUAAUAAGACAUAUUUGGAUGUUACAAGUAGAUAUUGCCCGGAAUACAAGGCCAGUGGACAACAACAAGCAAAGUUCUCGGAUGACUUUUACUCUGAAAAAGGUGGUCCCAUUCCAGCUGGUCGCACUAUUCAUGCAUCUGACUCCCCUAACGCAUUUCAGGCUUAUAAUCAAGCAUCAGGAGUUUCGGACAGUUCCUUUACUGGAAAGAUGAAAUUCCUCUGCAGCUUUGGUGGAAAAAUAUUACCUAGACCAAAUGAUGGGAAACUUAGAUAUGUUGGCGGGGAGACGAGAAUUAUAUCCAUCAGACAGAACCUAACGUAUUGUGAGCUUGUAAAAAAAACUACUGCAAUUUGCAAUCACCCUCAUACAAUCAAGUACCAGCUUCCCUGUGAAGACCUUGAUGCACUUAUAUCUGUUUCUUCUGAUGAAGAUCUUCAACAUAUGAUAGAGGAAUAUCAUGAUUUAGAGAGAAGUUCACAGAGACUAAGAAUAUUUCUUGAAUCUUCUUUUGAUUCCGAGAGCCCAUGUUCGUUGGAAGCAAGGACGUUACAACAAAGUGAUGUUGAUUAUCAAUAUGUUGUAGCAGUUAAUGGCAUGCUUGAUCCAAGUCAUAGGAGGAGCUCUAGCAGGGAAAGUAACUUGGAUAGUAGUCCAACUCUGCAAAGGGACUCCCCUACUUCACUUCAUGUGUUAGAGAAAUGGAAUGGAGGCAAUAACAUAAACAACAAGUCGAUGUUUCCAAUUCCCCAUACUCACCUUCCUAAUGCACCUGCCCUGUCUGAAGUACCAGGUUAUUAUAAUAAUUAUCAUGUUGAUACCAUGCAAGUGAUCAGUAGCCAGCAGCUGAAUAGCCACCUGAUAGAAUCCAAUCCAACUCGUGCAGUGCAUUCUCACUUUCGUAGCUGCAGUAAAGAUUUUGAUUCUUCUUCACUUUAUGAUCAUGGUGGUUUUGACUACAGGAAAAAGUUACAUUCUUCUCAAGAUACAAUUAGUUUGUCUCCUGCCUCUGAUGUUCAAGCUACACUUUAUCAGAGAAUACCUCAUUUGCCCCCUGAAUCACAAAUGAAGAACAAAGAGAUGCCUGGUGUCUCUUUAGAAGAAGUUGCAGACACUUCAUUGAAUCUUGUAACUGAAAAAUUGCCCUCCCUUGCAAUUUCCAAUUUGUUGGGAGGAGGGACAAUGCAUCAGCAACAGAUAGCAGAUGAAAAAUAUCAACUGUCUAGGAAUGAGGAUCAGUCCUGUAUGGAAGUUCCGAAUAUUAAGGAAUAUACCGAAUACGGUCAAGAUACAAUGAUGUGGUUGGAGGAAGCAGAUACUUCUCCAGAUCAAGGUAGGAAGAAUAAUGACAUUAGCAAUAAUUAUGUAGCAAACGCAAAUGUUGUGGAAUGCAAGAUUAAUUUGCCAAAAAUAUUGUGUCAACCAGACUCAAACCUCAGUUUUCUUGUCUCAUUAUCAAAGUCACAAGUCCAUGAAGACAAUAGUUCUUCUUUACUCACAAACUCUGAGGAAAAUUCUAGAAAACAUUGGAAAGAGGAAACUGGAACUUACCAAGUAAGUCCAGUUGCUCAUGAAUUUCUCGUCAAGAACCCAACAAAAAUAAAAAAUCAGAAGAGCAGUAGCCCUAACAAAAUUAACAGUAAAGAAGCCUUGCACAGAUUUCAUGGGAUUAAACCUGUUAGGCCCGAGGGAAUGGUUGACCAACCACCAGUUCAAGGAUAUGAAUCUAGUUUUGCUGAGAACUUGAUUGUUCCUCUUGUUACUGACUUCUCAUUGGUAAAACAUACCACAAAAGAUGCUUUACAUAGAGAGACCUCUGUUCACGAGGGAACACUGUAUGAUUUCCAUCAAAGUGGUGAUCCUCCUGGGAGGCUCAUAGAUGGAACCUCUGUCCAUUCUCGACCCCGAGAUAAUCAUCAAGGAAAUGGUGAAACAGAAUUGCCUCUGAUUGUUGAAGAUGUAACUGACAAUGUGCCUCCCGAUGUCCCCUCAUCCUCGACAGCUAUCCCUCAUGUGCAGGAUGAAACAAUUGAUGGGAGCAUAUCCUGUGGUGAAGAAACACAAUCUGAGAGUUUUGUCCCGGAAUCUGACUCUGAUGACGAUAAAGUUGUCAAAGAUGAUAACGGUGAAUCCAUAAGUGAUUCUGCAAUUAUUGAAAUGGAAGCUGGCAUAUACGGUUUGCAGAUCAUAAAAAAUGCUGAUCUUGAAGAUCUACAAGAGUUGGGAUCUGGCACAUUUGGAACUGUAUUUCAUGGAAAGUGGAGGGGAACAGAUGUUGCCAUCAAGAGAAUAAAAAAGAGCUGUUUUGCUGGGAGAUCAUCUGAACAAGAAAAACUGACUAAAGAUUUUUGGAGAGAGGCUCAUAUUCUUUCCAAACUUCACCAUCCAAAUAUAGUAGCAUUCUAUGGGGUAGUUCCUGAUGGAUUGGGGGGAACAUUGGCAACCGUGACUGAGUACAUGGCCAAUGGAUCAUUAAGGCAUGUCCUCUUAAGGAAAGAUCGGGCUCUUGAUCGUCGUAAAAAAGUUAUAAUUGCACUAGACGCUGCUUUUGGCAUGGAGUACUUGCAUUUGAAAAAUAUUGUUCACUUUGAUUUAAAAUGUGACAACUUGCUAGUCAACUUGGGAGAUCCGCAACGGCCAGUGUGCAAGGUGGGUGAUUUUGGGCUUUCAAGAAUCAAAAGAAAUACUCUAGUUUCUGGUGGUGUACGGGGAACGCUUCCAUGGAUGGCUCCAGAGCUAUUGAACGGAAGCAGUAGUCGGGUUUCUGAAAAAGUUGAUGUUUUCUCAUUUGGCAUUUCCAUGUGGGAGAUUUGGACUGGAGAGGAGCCAUAUGCAGAUAUGCACUGUGGUGCCAUCAUAGGUGGGAUUGUAAAUAACACAUUAAGGCCACCUAUCCCAGGACCUUGUGAUUCGGAGUGGAGAAAGUUGAUGGAAGAGUGCUGGUCACACGAUCCAGCAGCAAGGCCAUCAUUCACAGAGAUCACAAACAGGCUGCGAAAUAUGUCUGUGGCACUCCAAUCAAAGAGAUACAAUAGAGUAAAAAGAUGAGAUUCUACACAUCUAUGCAAGUCAAUAGAACAAAUUUCCUAGUGGAGAAGAAAAGGAAAAAACAAAUAUUACUCCAGCCCUUGUUUCUGAUAAUAAGUAAAUAUUGCUCAAUUCGUGUAAAUUAUCUGUGGAUAGAAAUCAUUUUUCCUACUUCUCAAAAUUACAUUUAUUCAAUUAUUUCCC